Molecule: messenger RNA, 3343 nt
Organism: Ectocarpus sp. CCAP 1310/34
Lineage: Eukaryota; Phaeophyceae; Ectocarpales; Ectocarpaceae
Source: the annotation of a GenBank genome assembly
AUGCUUGCGGUAGCAAACGAGAAGGGCAUAAACCUCAAUCACUGGGAUGUGAAGCAGGCGUACACAUACGCCACAGUACACGAGGCGGUUUUUCUGAGGCUCCCCGCUGAGUGCGGGGACAAAUCACAUCAAGUUGUUCUAGCUAAGCGUGCGAUUUACGGUCUGAAGCAGAGCGGUAGGCAGUGGGGGUACCACGCUGCUGAUACGCCAGUCGAGAACGGGUUUGAACAGUGCAAGGCGGACCCGUUUGUUUUCCCCAAUAUGGUAGACGAAGUCGUGGUGAUGAUUAUCAUCGUGAUCUACGUGGAUGACAUUUUGGUGGUUGGGUCUGACGAGGAUUGCGAGGAGUUGCUUGCUUCUCUCAACAAGAAAUUUCCCACCAAAAACCUUGGAGAGUGGCCGAAGCGAGAGGAUGAGGAGCGAGGGGAGUGGCCGCUGAGGGAGGCCAUCGGCAGCAUGAUGUGGGUGUCGACUUUCUCGCGUCCAGACGUCUCGUUCGCCGUGCGUGCGGUAGCGCGCCACGCCCACGCCCCGGCGAAGCGGCACUGGGAUGCCAUACAGAAGAUCCUCGGCUACCUGAAAGGGACGAGGGACCUCGGCAUCACCUACCAACGGGGAUCGGGGUUAGGGCUUGCCGUGUACGUAGACGCUAGCUACGCCGACACGGAGGAUAGGCGUUCGGCGACGGUUGGAGACGCUAGCUACGCCGACACGGAGGAUAGGCGUUCGGCGACGGUUGGAGGUACCGUGGCCAGCCAUGGCAGCAAGACACAGAGCAUCGUGUCUUUGUCUUCGACGGAAGCCGAGUACAUUGCUGCCGGGGAGGGUGUCAAUGAGGCGUUGUUUGUGCGUGCUGUGCUUUCGUUUGAUGCCCCAGAGACCAGAGGUAGCAGCAUCCAGGAAGCGGACGAGCGUGUUGGUUUCUGUUUUCAGUCUACUCGCUUCGCCGUGUUUACCGGGGGCGAGCGAGAGCACGUGUGCGUGUGGUGGCCAAGGGUUGUUUUCUGCCGUGACGUUUCUGCGGCGGCGGCGAUGGCGACCAGGGUGGCCGUAAGGGCGGCGGUGGGGGCCGCGCUUCGGGUGGAGGGGGAGCCUCGGGAGCCGCGGCCGAUGGCGGAAGCGGCUCGUCGGCGCUGGUCGUUCGCCGGGGAGAUGGCAGCAACUGAGGACACGGGCUCUGCCUUUCGGCGGGGCCAACUCCACAGUCGUGUGGGAGCGUAGAUCAGACAGCGAGGCCGGGUUCCCGAGCGCUUGGGGCCGCCGCGUUGGCGGCGGCGGGCGUGGGCGUCGAUCGAGGGGCGUGUGUGCCCGGGGCUGUCUCUUGUUGCUACCAGGUGAUGUCUCGUUUAGGUCGAUUGCGGGUGGGCGUGAACUUUGCGUGUGGCGAUCUCGUGUGUCUGCUUUGGCAGCGGUGAGUUCACCCUCCGAUAUGGGUGUGGGUCUUAGUGAGGUGGCUUCCGCUGGUUCCGCCUUGCUUAGACAGUGUGGGGGGCGUAUUGAAGUGCUCGUGGUGGCCAGUGGUGCCGGCUUCUUUGCGCCCCAUCUCAGUGUGGCGUCGGUUCGUGAUUUUUUUGGGGUCUCGAAACGUUUUCCGCAAAUUGACAACCUCCUCCGCGUGUUGUGUCCUGGCGCGCCGGUCGAUGUCGCGCCGGGGGGGUGUCUAGACGCCGAAUUAAAAUACGGCAACCAUUCCAGCAUUUUACCAUACACUCCGCAGAUCAUUGACAAGAUCGUUUCGGAUGUUACGUUAGGUCGUGCUCUCGUCUUCGACGUGCAGUUCAUCCGUGAAAUUUUGGGUGUGCGUGUUUCCCCCCUUGGGGUGGUGGACGAUCCGAAAUUCCGCAUCAUUCAUGAUCUCACAUUCACAGCGGCUGGUGCGUAGUCUAGCGUCAAUGCAGAUACAGUUUUGAUCGUGCCCCCGAGUGUCUGUUGGGUUAUGUACUUUUCGAUAUCUUGUCGCGCGUCCUCUUUUUGUGCCAAUUGCACGGGCCGACCCUCGAGAUUUUGCUCUGCCGUAUUGACGUGCGUGAGGCUUUUCGCCAAGUGUUGGUCGACCCUUCGAGGGCGUCGGUAUUCGGAUACACGAUGGGGGACGUGGUCGUCAUCGACCUUCGUUGCCAGUUUGGUUGGCGUUCCAGCCCAGGUUUUUGGUCGCUGUUUGGUUCCGCUCUUGAGCAUGCACACACCCACACUACUUUUCAGACAGCUUCUGUGUUGCCUGCCGGAGUUGCGGCGGUUGAUCAUGUUCAGCUUGUUCCUCCCCAAAACUUCCCCGUAUCGUUACCGCGUGAUUGUGCCCAAAUUUCUAUGGAGGGCUGUUUCGCUGGUUCCGCGUUUUUCGUUCGGUAUUAUGUGGAUGACGGUGUGCUUGUCGAGGCGCGGUUUUUCACGGAUGGUCGUCGUUGCCUACGUGCAGUGCAGUCGAUCGCGUCGGACCAUUUCCGUCUGCUGGGACACCGGGGGCCAAACGAUCCUCCGUUGUUGUCUGCAAAGAAAAUCACCGAUUUUUCGACGCGUUUGGAGGUGUUGGGAUGGAUUUUAGACACGCAAACUCUCACAGUGACCAUGCCUCUGCGAAAACAACAGAAAUUAAACCGUUUGUUGGGCGAGUGGCCGCGGUCGCGUCGGUGUGCGACUGCCCGUCACGUCGCGGAAUUGACCGGUUUUCUUCUUCACGUGUCUUUUGCCUUGCGUCCGGGCAAAUUUUUCGUCGGCUGUCUGUUGGCCGACGUCGGCAUGCCGCAGUCCGAAGUGUUUCCUUCGAGUGUUUCUAACCCCAAUCGGCGUGUCGUGUUGGGGCCCAUGUUUCACGAUGAUUUGGAUUUUUGGCGCUGGUUUGUGCAGCGAGGUCUGGCGUCGCGUGGCGGCCAGUUGUGUGCACCGCUGUACAAUGCGGUGCUUCGUCCUCCGGUAAUGGCUGUGUUUGUCGAUGCUUCCAAAACGGCGCUUGGAGCAUACUGUGUGCAAACUGGGUGUUAUUUCCGGCGUGAUCUGACGUGUGACGAGCAGUCCCGCUUUGUGGGGUCUAGCAAGUCUGUAUCCGAGUGUGCCGAUGUCAGUAUCAGUGUUCUUGAGCUACUCGACAUGGUCACGGCGGCAUGGGUGUUGAUUGUGCAACAGCGUCAUGUGCCGGUGUCGGCUGGUGACUGCAUCCAGUUGCGGGGAGACAAUGAAGCGAGUGUGGCAUGGAUUGAGCGGUGUCGCGGAGGCAAGGAGCCGCGGUCAGGCGCGCUCAUGCGGAUGCUGGGGGCGAUUGAAGUGUCUAGCGGGUGGCUUUUCCAAUCGUCCCAUGUGCCUGGUGUGCUCAAUUCGCUUGCUGAUGGUAUUUCUCGCUGGCCCGCCG